AACAUUCUCCCACCCAGGACAAGAAGAUUCCCCCCGUCCGCCGGAUUCACCUCCUGUCGCGAUGACGUCCCCAGUGAAGGUCUAUUACAGCCAGACCACCCAGACAGACAGUCGGCCUCUGAUUGGCACCAACCUAAGACGCAGGCGUGUAAUGACCAAGGAUGGGCGGAGCAACGUGCGCAUGGACCACAUCGCCGAUAAGAGUUUUCUCUACCUCAAGGACCUGUGGACGACAUUCAUUGACAUGCAAUGGCGAUACAAGCUGCUUCUCUUCUCAGCCACGUUUGCUGGAACUUGGUUUAUUUUCGGGGUAAUCUGGUACUUGGUGGCCUUAAUCCAUGGCGAUCUCCUGGAAUUCGAUGCGCCGGCUAACCACACGCCUUGUGUCAUGCAGGUCCACACUUUAACUGGGGCGUUCCUCUUCUCACUGGAAUCGCAGACCACCAUCGGCUACGGCUUCCGUUACAUAAGCGAGGAAUGCCCUCUGGCCAUCGUUCUACUCAUCAGCCAGCUGGUUUUAACCACAAUCCUGGAAAUUUUCAUCACUGGAACUUUCUUGGCAAAAAUUGCCCGUCCAAAAAAGAGAGCAGAGACUAUUAAAUUCAGUCAGAACGCCGUGGUGACUCAGAAUGAAGGCAAACUGUGCCUAAUGAUUCGAGUGGCCAACAUGCGCAAAAGUCUACUCAUUGGAUGCCAAGUGACUGGAAAGCUUCUUCAGACCCAGGCCACAAAAGAGGGCGAGAAUGUCCACCUGAACCAGAUUAACGUAGACUUCCAAGUGGACACAGCCUCCGACAGCCCAUUUUUAAUCCUUCCGCUCCUUUUCUAUCACGUGGUUGACGAAUCUAGCCCUCUUAAGGACGUGGCCAUUCGUUCUGGCGAAGGGGACUUUGAACUGGUGGUCAUCCUCAGCGGGACAGUGGAGUCCACCAGUGCAACCUGUCAGGUCCGGACAUCCUACCUGCCAGAGGAGAUUCUAUGGGGUUAUGAGUUUAGUCCAAUCAUUUCCUUGUCCUCCAGUGGAAAGUACGUAGCGGACUUUAGUUUAUUCGAUCAAGUACUUAAAGUGUCUCCGCCGUGCUGCUUUCACGAGACUGUUCGCAGCGGAGACUCUGAAAAGCUGAAACUGGAAGAAUCAUUCAGGGAUAAGCCGGAGAAAGACGGAAGCCCACUAAGCGUGAGGAUCAGCAACGUAUGAUCUCUAGAACUUACUGUGUACACUGUUUUAUUCUACAGUAGAAGCCUGCUCAGCCAGGUACGCCAUACACUGAUGCCUUAUAUCCUAACUUCUAGGAGACUUUAGAAAACCCACCAGCUGAAUGUUUCCUC
Molecule: messenger RNA, 1329 nt
Organism: Nanorana parkeri
Lineage: Eukaryota; Metazoa; Chordata; Amphibia; Anura; Dicroglossidae
Gene: KCNJ10
Product: potassium voltage-gated channel subfamily J member 10
Exons: 2
Coding region: 62-1198 (378 amino acids)
Biological process (GO): regulation of monoatomic ion transmembrane transport; potassium ion import across plasma membrane
Cellular component (GO): plasma membrane
Molecular function (GO): inward rectifier potassium channel activity
Source: RefSeq, a predicted model, not a curated record